GACACCCCCUUGCCAUCUAACUUCACUGCCAAGUUGAGGUCCUCCUAUACAGCCAUGGCAGAACCAUCGCGGCCUACUAUCAGUGUUCAGACAAAGUACAUUCCAGCGUCUGAUCCCUCUUUGCCUGCUUUAGCUUUGCGCACAACUGUUCUCGUGGAUUCUUACAUGCUCUGGAUUGGCACCACUGAAGGAUCACCUGAAGAUGCGCAGACAGCGCCUUUACAAGGGACUCUUGCCAGAGACUGGGCUUGUGCUAUGCCCGCUCCCAAUGGCUCUCCGUCGUUGGGACCUGCGACAUCUCUGUUUCGUUCAUCUAGUUCUGACAUUGCACUGUCGAUGGCACAGCGUCUAGCCCGGCGAUUCGGGAAACAAAUAUUUUUAUCGGUUGAUAUACCAUCGAGCUUUCUGUCAAUGGGGCAAGGACGGCUACUUCUCGACGCAGAGAAGGGGAUUGUUGAAACGCUGAAGGCUGUGGAGUCGAUAUCUUGAUAGAUGGCAGGUUUGGAGCGAAUGGCACGGUAAAGAGCACGACAUCAGGACCAAGCACCUGUAUGCGAUGCAUAUGGGGGUUUCUGUAAGCCUUCGUGGAUCAUUUCCAACCACAUGAUGGGUGAAGAAUAGAUGCGGAGCUCAUUGGCAACCGGGUUUGUUCUCCGCUCGAUGUAAAACCUUGACUGGAGAGAGGGCGAUGUCUCAGAUGAAUAGAGCGAGCUCCUAAGAUGAUAAUAGAUUAGCUGAUGCAUAAGAG
This is a messenger RNA of Serpula lacrymans var. lacrymans S7.9, 748 nucleotides long. RefSeq lists its product as uncharacterized. The record is from RefSeq and is a predicted model, not a curated record. NCBI's taxonomy places the organism in Eukaryota, Fungi, Basidiomycota, Agaricomycetes, Boletales, Serpulaceae. Bases 55 to 489 code for a protein of 144 amino acids. The transcript is spliced from 3 exons. Gene Ontology annotation, biological process: proteasome assembly.